UGUGUGUGUGUGUGUGUGACAGGGAGAGGGAGUGUAAGGUGUAGCGCAAACAGGUGUAUCUCUCACAGGUAAAGCUGCUCCUUUUUCCCAAUCUGCCAGCUCGAUGGUUUAAGUUCUCAUAACUGAGCAACAAAAAAACAAGAGGUUUUUAUCAAUCGUUGCCAUCUGGACAUUUUUUUUGGGAAAGGGACUCAGACGACUCCAACAUCCCUGAAGAUGAUCUGACAGCUGAAGGCAUGAGAGCGCCUCGUGCUCCCGURUUUCCCUGAGGUUUAGGAUCAGAUUACUUGGACUGAUGAGCUUGACCGCAGUGCUGAAAUCGGCUCAACGUGUGCAGAGUUAGCAGCACCUGCUGAGGAGGAUGACAUCUCUGCUGAACAGCCUUUCACUGUGUCUGUGUGCUCUCCUGAUCCACGUCACAGUGGGACAGGGACAAAUACAGACAGUGACUGUGAAUCAGCCUCUAAAACUGUCCAUACGCUCUGUGGAGGAGCAGGAGACCACCCUGCCCUGUCACUAUGAACCACAGGAGGGUGAAGUGGUGGUGCAGGUCACCUGGUUCAAGGUGAAUGCAGAUGGCUCCAAAGAACAGAUGAUCACUGCACACUUCGAAGAAGGACAGACAGCUUUCGGGUUGUGGUUUAAAUACGUACGCUUUAAAAGUGAUAAACCCACUGUGGACUCAUCCCUGAUCAUCUUGAGCACAAGGGUCUCUGAUGAAGGAGAAUACAUCUGUCGCAGCAGCAUCUUCCCAGCUGGAUCCUUUGACACAGAGAUGUUCCUCGUUGUGUGGACCAGUCCCAUUUCCUCUGUGGAUCCUGUGGUUGUGGUGGAGGAGGAGUCCUCCAAAAAGGUGGCUUCCUGUCGCUCUGUGGGCCGCCCACCACCCAUGCUCUCCUGGGACACGGAGCUGAAAGGCCAGGUUAUCAAUCGCUCCUCCGACAAUGGUGCUGUCUCCACGCACUUCUCCCUGUACCCUCGUAGGGGUAUGAAUGGCAAGAAGCUGGACUGUCUGGUGUGGCAUCCCCUUCUACCGACCCCACGCAGGAUCGAAAACAGGCUGGAGGUGCUCUUCCCUCCGGUUGCUGAGGUGUACGGAUACAAAGAAGACUGGACUGUUAGUAUGGAGAAUGCUGUCCUGAGGUGCAUAAAUGGAGGAAACCCCAAACCAGUUGUUACUUGGACCAGGGAGGGUGGAGCACUGCCGAAAGGAACUCAAGUUACUGGUGACGAACUAGUUUUUAUCCAACCCCUGAACUUCUCAGACGGGGGCACAUAUGAGUGCAUGGCAAAGAACAAAUUGGGUGAAGCAAAGGCGACGGUGACGAUUGCUCUGAAAGGGCCUUACACUGUUACAGAGCCUGAUAAAAUGAUCAUGAUCUACAUAGGAUGCGGGGCCGCUGCGCUGUUUCUCUUAAUGGUCAUCCUUAUCAUCAUUCUCAUUUGCCACCACAAACGCAAGAAACAGAAGCUAAAAACGGAGCUGUCUAAAAAAACGGAAGAAUGCACUCUCUACAGACAAGCUUCUUUCAGGAGAGUGAACUCUGUCAACACUGAGAGAGAUGUGACAGAAGAAAACAUCCCUCUGAGGGUGGARGGAACACUGAGGACCAGCCUGUCUUCCCUCGGGCAGGAGCUGGCCCACUGCCGUGACAGCAGGUCUACCAUCUCAUGUGGCCGGGGGGGCUUGGGGGCGUACGACUCCCUGGGUAGACCAUCUCUGAACAACAACUCCCGGAGGGGGAGGCUUUUUGAUCGAGAUGAGGAGGCAAGGCUCAGAGUGGAGUCAUAUGUGAAAAACAGCAACAUGUCCUUGUCUUUGUCACAGGAGAGCCGUUACCAACCUCCUCUCACGCCAUCCACCUUCCCUGCUGUACACCAGACUGAGGCCUUGAGACACAUGAAUGGCAAUGCCGUAAUGCCAGCAGAUGGGGGCUCACGCCCAGGAAGCUUCACCAAGACCUAUCAGCCCCCUCCUGUGAGCUGCACCUACCCACCGGUUACAGACGACGAGGACGAAGUCGACGAAGGGCUGGGCGGCCCUGCCAGUCAAGAGCAUCCUGACGAUCAGGACAGCGAGCACUCCGGCUUGUCUGACUUUUCCAAACUCAGAAAGAGCCCCCCAAUCAUCAAUCCCCAYAAGAGUAUAAUCCACAAAGCCCACAUUGUUUAAGUUGUGGCCGGACCACAAUUUGUGUAGGCGCAGAAAUAAGGUCAUCCAGAAACUCGUCCUGUUGUCCUUUGUGACAAAUCUAAACCUCAACUUCAAUGCUGCGUCUUUUGUUUUCUCCAUACUGUGGAAACUGUGUGCAGAGAAGUCAUCAAAAGCUCUCUGAUCCUACACAUGAGCUAUUUGCUCACAUUACAGGUUCAAACAAAGGCAACGCUGUGUGUUCCCACCCUGUGCAGCUACCACAGUGUUAAACUGCCAGGCUUUUUCAGUGCAAACUUUGCCUUCACUCACUUCACCUGCAUGGAUCUCAAAGCUCUCAGGGUUGCACGUUGUUAGGAAUCCAGAAAAUGCAAGUGGAGUAAAAAAAAAAAAAACUGAAAAAAAAAGUUGUGGGAAAGUAUGUAAAUCAAACAAGAAGAUUGCGACACAUCCACCGCAAGAGCGUGUUUUUAUGCUCAGGUGGUGUUUGGCGUAAAAGCAACUGUGCAGGUUUUCCCUCCAACACAACUGCUCGGGCUUUGAUCCAGAACUCUGACAUGUGCGUCUGAGGCAGCGCCUGAACCUGCGUACCUCCUGUACUUUACCUGUGUCUUCACCUCAAGCAUUGAGACUGGUUCAAACUUUCAGAAUGAGUUUGCCCUCUGUAAAUCCGUUCAGAUGCUCACAAGUAUUCAGUUUUUGUAUGAAUCAUAUCUCUUCACCUGGUUUUUUGAUAUAAUCCAUAUUACUCUGUUCUAUGUUUCUGUCUGUAAUGUCAAACAGAUCCUUAAUAAUUUCACACAGCUUCAUGACCUGCAGCUCCAGUGCCACAUGUGGCCAUUUCCUCCAUCUGCAGCGACUGUAACCAAAAAUAACAGGAAAAUGUAUAUGAUUGAUAUUUAUACCCACAACAGAUCAGGCUAGUUUUAACAGCUUUCCUGUGACUUUUUUUGCAAACUUGUAAAUAAUACUUUUUUUAGCGUAUUAGCCACUACAUUAAUUCAACUUUUAGCCAUACAGUGCGCUCUUUAUGAGGCGCUAAGUGUAAAAUGAAUUGUUAAAAACAUUUGCUAACGUUUUUCAUUAUUUAGCUCACUUUUUGAGUGUUAAAAUUUUU
Molecule: messenger RNA, 3269 nt
Organism: Austrofundulus limnaeus
Lineage: Eukaryota; Metazoa; Chordata; Actinopteri; Cyprinodontiformes; Rivulidae
Gene: nectin4a
Product: nectin cell adhesion molecule 4a
Exons: 11
Coding region: 362-2173 (603 amino acids)
Biological process (GO): heterophilic cell-cell adhesion; homophilic cell-cell adhesion
Cellular component (GO): adherens junction
Source: RefSeq, a predicted model, not a curated record